UGCCUCCUUGUCCCUCCCGCCCGCACACACCCACCGUCUUCCCAGGCGUCCCAGCACCCUCCUUCCUAAUCUUGGGAGACAUCUCGUCUGGCUGAGCGGGAAAAUUCCAGGAUCUAGGCCACACUUCUCAGCAGGCAUGCCCAUCCUUGGCGAGGGAGAGAGCCUGAGGAAGUUCUGGGGGGCGGGGGAUGAUGGGAACAAGGUCAGGCCAGGAAGCCCCUGAGGACAGAGACUGUGGGGAGACUAGGACUGCGCAAAGGAGCUGGAGCUAGGGCCAAAGGAAAAGGGGGGCCAGCAGGGAGGUAUUUGCUGGGGGGAGGUCCAGCAGCUGUCUUUCCUAAGACAGGGCCACAUGGGCCUGGUUAUUCCUCUUGUCACGUGUGGAACGGUAGGAGAUGGAAGGGAGACAGAACAGGCAAAGGAGGGCCUGGGCACAGCGGUCUGUGUGUGUAGCCGUCCAAGCCACUGGACCCCAGCACCUAAGCCAAGGCUUAACCAGUGCACGCGUGCACACGCACACUUGCCCCACAUCUGACAGUCCUCCUGACCCAUCCAAACCCUUUCCCCAUAACACCACCCCGUAACAGGAGAUUUCUCUCUUAUAGGCAAUAUCCUUAUUCCCUCUUGGAAAGUGGGAAUGACAAGACAGGACUCCCUAGGGGGUUACAGAAAGAAAAGCAGAAAAGCAAGUGUCUUAUUGCAUUUCAGCCGCAGGUGUAAUGUCCAGGGAAACGAAAUUUGGAUAGCCAGGAAUUGAAAAGUGCCCCAAUCUAAAACAAGACCUCUGUGCCUCUUCCCCAGUGAUGCAAAUGUCCUGCCAGAUUCCUCCUGGGAAAAAAAAAAAAAAAAAAAAAAACCUCUGCUCCUGUCCCUUUCCAGGUCCCAGGUUGCCCAUCUCCAUCUCCAGGAAAAGAUGGAUCCCCCUAUCCAGAUCUUCUCUGUGGUGUAUGUGGGUGGAGGAGUGGACCCUGGUCCAGGCAGGGGCUCCAGGGAAGAGAAGGCGUCACUUCCGGGGUCCUUCGCCAGUGUCUGGUGGCUCCCUCCUCUGAUUGGGCAGAGGUGGCCCAGGCAGGCCUGUGACCUGCUGCUGUGGAGGGGCUGUACCCCACCGCCACACUUCCUACCCAUCUGCUCCCCAGAGUGUGGCCUACUGUGCACCUGGGUCCUUGAGCCCCGCUCCACCUGGAUAGAGUCCUCUUCCUCGGCCCACCUUUGCCCCACCCUACUCUGCCCAGAAGUGUAAGAGUCCAAGCCGCCUCCAUGGCCCCAGGAAGGAUUUGGGGGAGAGGCCCCAAACAGGGAGCCAUGCCAGCCAUACACCCUGGCCAGAAUGGAGCUGACUGAACUGCUCCUUGUGACCAUGCUUCUCCUAACUGCAAGGCUAACUCUGUCCAGCCCGGCUCCUCCCGCCUGUGACCCCCGAGUCCUCAGUAAACUGCUUCGUGACUCCCAUGUCCUUCACAGCAGACUGAGCCAGUGCCCAGACGUUAGCCCUUUGCCCACACCUGUCCUGCUGCCUACUGUGGACUUUAGCUUGGGAGAGUGGAAAACCCAGACAGAGCAGACCAAGGCACAGGACAUUCUGGGAGCUGUGACCCUCCUGCUGGAGGGCGUGAUGGCAGCACGGAGACAACUGGGACCCACUUGCCUCUCAUCCCUCCUGGGGCAGCUUUCUGGACAAGUCCGUCUCCUCCUUGGGGCCCUCCAGGGCCUCCUUGGAACCCAGCUUCCUCCACAGGGAAGGACCACAGCUAACAAGGAUCCCAAUGACAUCUUCCUGAGCUUCCAACACCUACUCCGAGGAAAGGACUUCUGGAUUGUUGGAGACAAACUUCACUGCCUCGGCCAGAACUACUGGCUCUGGGCUCCUGAAGCAGCAGCUGGGAUUCAGAGCCAGGAUUCCUGGUCUCCUGAACCAAACCUCCUCCCUGGACCACAACCCCAGGUACCUGAACAGGACACACCAGCUCUUGAAUGGAACUCGUGGACUCUUUCCUGGACCCUCACGCAGGACCCUAGGAGCCCUGGACCUGUCCCCAGGAACAUCAGACACAGGCUCCCUGCCACCCAACCUCCAGCCUAGAUAUUCUCCUUCCCCAACCCAUCCCGCUACUGGGCAGCACACAUUCUUCCCUCUUUCACCCACCUUGCCCACCCCUGCCAUCCAGCUCCACCCCCUGCCUUCCUGACCCUUCUGCUCCUACGCCCACCCCUAUCAGCCCUGUUCUAAACACAUUCCACACCCACUCCCAGAAUCUG
Molecule: messenger RNA, 2259 nt
Organism: Sapajus apella (tufted capuchin)
Lineage: Eukaryota; Metazoa; Chordata; Mammalia; Primates; Cebidae
Gene: THPO
Product: thrombopoietin
Biological process (GO): positive regulation of ERK1 and ERK2 cascade; thrombopoietin-mediated signaling pathway; positive regulation of hematopoietic stem cell proliferation
Cellular component (GO): extracellular region
Molecular function (GO): hormone activity; cytokine activity
Source: RefSeq, a predicted model, not a curated record